Molecule: messenger RNA, 1369 nt
Organism: Symbiodinium pilosum
Lineage: Eukaryota; Dinophyceae; Suessiales; Symbiodiniaceae
Source: the annotation of a GenBank genome assembly
GCGAAAGCUUGACACGGCGCAAAAGGAAGGCAUUGCACAGCUCUUGGAGCCAGACAAACGCCAUCUACUCAAAACGAGGGACCUGGAUAGCAAGUCUCAUGCACUUCUCAAGCCCGAAGACAUUCAGGUGGUUCUCUACGAUGUUUACUCGGCUGACAGCUUUGCAGCCUGCUGCGUUGCUCGCAAAUUCUUGGGGCUGGGCGUGCACUAUGAAGGAGUCACGCGCGGCUCUUGCGUACAACACCUGAGUCUGGAUGCAGAGGGCCUGGACGGAAAGGCUGUGGCGCUGUUGGGCUUGUCUUGGAAAGUUGUGGACAUUCUGGAUCUGUGCAUGGAGUACAAUUGUCGCAUCCUGAUCAUUGACACCCACCGAGGCGUCAAGGAGGAGAUCGAGCAUGCCAGUGAUAGCUGCUUGGUCUUCGUCGACGAGAACAUGGGAGCUGGAGUCUUGGCUUGGAAUUAUUUCUUCGAAGACAAGCCGGUCCCUGUGAUCUUGCGAGCAAUCGAAGAUGCCCACCUGGGCCGCAGUGCAUUUCGGGACGGGAGGGCUUUGGAGGAUGGACUGGACGCGCUGGACACUGGCUUUCUCGAAGCGCUCGAAGUGCGUACAUUCCGCUUCUUCCCGGCUUGGAAGUGCAACGUGGUUUUCAUGCGGUCAGCGCAUGAAGGCCGUAUAGCGGAAGCACUGGCAAUCGAGCUUGCGCGCAGCUGUGAAGGCCGAGGUGCCCAGCAUCGCUGUUUUGGAGCUGUCGUGGACUUUAGAGGUGCAGGUGCACGCGUGAUUCUGAGAAGCGGAUCAGGAGGUCCGGAUGUGUCACAGGUUGCUCGUCAUUACGAAGGAAGUGGGUUGAGUACACGGGCGUUCUUCUUGAUUGACGCUGCGGAGGUUGGAAGCAUGCUUACAAAGCCUGAGAUCGUUCUGCGGCAAGUUUCAUUUCAGGAAGAACAUUGCCUCCAAGCCGAACCUGGCGAUGCAAUAACAGUGGUUUAUCGAGGCGAGAGAAAGCCUGCAACUCCAUUCGAUCAGUGGUCUUGGUGUUACAAGGUGGACAAGCCAGGGCAGGAAGGCUGGUUGCCAACGUUCUCUCACACGCUUUUCGUGGCGACCAGGAAUGAGUCUAAUGGGGGCGAAGGCACAGAAAAGGUGGCUGAGGGAGACCUGAUCCUGCCGCUAGCGCUCCGUGGCAACUUCCUUCUGGGUGCUCGGCUUUCGCUUGGGCCGGCCAAAAGACCGGGAAAUUCAUGGUUUCCUUUCGACCAUGAGCUGUAUAAGCCAGUGCAGCCCAGCUCAGCAGCUGUAAUCCUGGAAGAGGCAGGCUUCUUUGACAGAGGGCAGAAAGGCUAUGUGGACGGCUAUGGCCUCGCAUAG